Humulus lupulus (European hop) is the source of this 1461-nucleotide messenger RNA. RefSeq names its product protein BEARSKIN2-like. NCBI's taxonomy places the organism in Eukaryota, Viridiplantae, Streptophyta, Magnoliopsida, Rosales, Cannabaceae. Bases 1 to 1314 code for a protein of 437 amino acids. The record is from RefSeq and is a predicted model, not a curated record. Gene Ontology annotation, molecular function: DNA binding. Gene Ontology annotation, biological process: regulation of DNA-templated transcription. The transcript is spliced from 2 exons.
AUGGCUUCUUCGAGCGGUGGCGUGCCUCCGGGAUUCCGUUUCCACCCGACUGACGAGGAGCUUCUUCACUACUACUUGAAGAAGAAGGUCUCUUUUCAGAAAAUUGACAUGGAGGUCAUUCGAGAGGUCGAUUUGAACAAGAUGGAACCUUGGGAUUUACAAGAGAGAUGCAGAAUAGGAUCGACACCGCAGAACGAGUGGUACUUCUUCAGCCAUAAGGACAGGAAGUACCCAACAGGGUCUCGGACGAACAGGGCCACCAACGCUGGGUUUUGGAAAGCCACAGGGAGAGACAAGUGCAUUCGCAACGCCUUUAAGAAGAUUGGUAUGCGGAAAACCCUCGUUUUCUACCGAGGAAGAGCUCCUCAUGGGCAGAAGAGCGAUUGGAUUAUGCACGAGUAUCGACUAGAAGAACAAGACAACCAGCCUGAUCACCACGAGGAUGGUUGGGUGGUGUGCAGGGUCUUCAAAAAGAAAAACCUGUUCAAAAUCUCAUCAUCCUCAUCCUCAGCUACUACUGCUGCCACUACUACUACUAUGUCUAUGUCUAUGUCUAAUAACAAUUCUAUUAUUAAUAAUGAAUUAGGCUCCUCCACGACUACUGCUAAUAUGAUGAUGAUGAUCAACUCAUCAUCAUCCAAUAAUUUAUCAUCAGAUCAUCAUCAUCACCCCCAUCUGAUCAACCACAACAUGGCCAAUAAUGCAUUCAAUAUCCGAUCAGAUCACAACCAAUACUACCAACUGCUUCGCCAACCUCAACAUCAUCAGGAAACCGUACCCCAUCUUAAUCUGAUGCAGCAACAGCAGCAGCAAAUUACUUAUCCGACUCACUGCAAUAGCUCAUCCCUACUCCAUAAUCUCAUCCCACCCCACAAGUCUACUCCUCUUUUGCCUGCAUCAUCAUCCUAUGACCACUACGCCGGCCCUGCCCGCGACUGCGAGAGUGGCAGCGACACCGCUCUCCCCCUACGCUACCCGUCCAGUAGUACUUGUGAGCCUCAGCAAACAUCUGGGCUUGAGGCAGCUGGAAGAUCAGAUGAUCAAGACCCAGACCACACAUGGACAAUGCUGGACCGGAUUGUCACUACUAAUAAUACCACAAGUAGUCAUCAUCAUGAUCAUGAUCAUGAAGAUGAUCAUCACCAUCGUCAUCAUCAUCAUCAUGAUCAGUCAUCUAAAGGGGUAAGGACGACGUUUGAGGAUGCCAACAACGUCGACGCACCCUCCGUCUCUCUUUCUGUGGCGUCUCACAUUAAUCCACUAUCUUUGCGUGGGACUGGGGAGAUGGAUUUCUGGGGUGGCUAUACCAAAUAGCCAUGCAUUUACAUGAAUAUUAAUAUUAUUUAUCAUCUACCUUUCUUUUUUUCCUAUAAUUAUUCAUUUGGUUUGGAUCACUAUAACUACUUCUAUACUGUAUACAACAUUAAUAUUCAUACUGCUAUCUACCCUACUACUGCUGCA